This is a messenger RNA of Peronospora farinosa, 2583 nucleotides long. Lineage: Eukaryota; Oomycota; Peronosporomycetes; Peronosporales; Peronosporaceae. The record is from the annotation of a GenBank genome assembly.
AUGCAUCAAUAUGACUCAUAUAAUCGUAGCAGUUUGGUAGACACCGCCACGAGUGUGUGGAACCAGUAUUACCCAGAAGACCAUAAUAUAGGCAUUCGGCAGCCCGGUGAGACUCGCUCCAUGCAAUAUUAUAAUCCAAUCAGUGACACCGACGGCCGCUUUCAAGCUGCCAUGACUUUUCUCAAUUGUUUCCGACAUGGCCAGCAAUGGGCGCCAUUACUUCAAUGUGAUCUGACGCAAACAAAUGUGACGGUGGUGUGGCUGCACUACUCGGAGCUCAUUCGGACCGGCACGGAGGACUUUGAGCGAGCUGUGACGGAGAAUAUCGAAGACGUAUUGCUUUGUUUAGGCAUCGCCUUGUGUAUGCGGCGACAUGAACUUCGAGUGGAAGAAGAAGAAGACAUCACACGGAAACGAAGUGUGCCCGUAGAUCGCACCAAGAUCACCGUUCGACUCCAUGGAGUGACGCCCGUGCUGCCUAUUGCAGCAUUAAAAGCUGAUGUCGUGAACCAGUUUGUCAGUGUUGUCGGUACAGUCGUGAGAGUGAGUGCUAUCAAGCCGCUAGUCACGAGGUGUGACUUUGUGUGUGCCAAGUGCAAUGAAGCUACGUCCAGAGCAUUUCCAGACGGAAAGUUUACUCCACCACAAUCGUGUGAGAAUGCAACUUGCCGAGGGAGAACACUGCUACCGAAUCGAUCGUCGGUAAAUACGGUGGAUUACCAGAAAAUCAAGCUCCAGGAAAUGGAAACUACAGAUGUUGGUCCUGGCCGCAUGCCACGAAUGAUUGAGGUGGAAUUGUACGAAGACCUUGUGGAUUCCUGCAUUCCUGGUAACGUAGUGACAAUCUCAGGUAUUGUUAAGAGCAUCAACUCGGAAAUUCAUGAAGGUAGAUACGGCAAGCGUGCGCAGGCAAACAGUCUUUAUAUUUUGUACAUCAGCGCUAACUCAGUUGAAAACUCAGCCAAGGUGGACAAGGACAAAGAUAAAGCUUCGGACAUUAAUUUUACCAAGAAAGAUCUGGAGCAGAUCAGCAACAUCAUCAACCAGGGCAAUGUGUUCGACCAUCUUGUUCAUUCCUUGUGUCCAGGCAUUUACCGCAAUGACAUUGUAAAAGCUGGUCUGGUUUUAGCUCUGCUGGGCGGAACCCGGAACUCGGACGAUAAGGACACUACAUGUUUGCGCAGAGCGGAUUCACAUGUGCUUGUUGUUGGAGAUCCAGGACUGGGUAAAAGUCAAUUGCUUCGGGCUGUGUCCAUGGUUGCACCACGAGCUGUGUACGUUGGUGGAAACACGACCACGACGACGGGGUUGACUGUUACAAUGGUGAAAGAUGGAUCUGGCGAUUACGCGCUGGAAGCCGGUGCACUCGUUCUUGCAGACCAGGGUGUAUGCUGUAUUGAUGAGUUCGAUAAAAUGGGAAUUGACUACCAGGCAUUGCUAGAAGCGAUGGAGCAACAAAGCAUCAGCAUUGCAAAAGCAGGUAUUGUGUGCAAUCUGAAUGCACGGACAUCGGUCGUCGCUGCUGCUAACCCUAGCGGUGGUCACUACGACCGUAGUCGCUCAGUGGGAGAGAACCUGAAAAUGAAAGCUGCACUGCUGUCGCGCUUCGACCUUGUUUUCAUCCUGUUGGACCGACCAGACGAAGAGAGAGAUCGACUGUUGUCAGAGUACGUGAUGAACUCGCAUGCGCGCGGCAAGCGAAGACCAAGGAAACGUAUGCGAGACAACAAUGCAUCAAUGCCUUUUCAAACCUCCAGCCGCUACGUUGACGAACCAGCAGUAAGCGGCUACGAAGAGGCUGCAACGUCUGGUCGUCGAAUGCUGUCGCAUCGUCUCCGUCAGAACGCAUCCGAGUUCAGUGCAAACGCCAUUCCUCUCUACUUUGUGCGGAAGUUCAUCGCUUAUGCUCGCCGGUACGUGCAUCCACGUCUGUCAUCCCAAGCUGCUGCCGUGCUCCAAAAGAAGUACUUGGAGCUGCGUUCAGCGGGUGAGGGUCGGCAGAACCCGAUGGAUGGUAUACCCAUUACAACACGACAGCUCGAGUCGCUGAUCCGCCUCUCACAAGCACGCGCCCGAGCUGAACUCGCCGAAACUGUGUCUGCCGAGCACGCUCAAGACGUUGUUGACAUCAUGCAAGAGUGUUUGCUGGACACGUACGUCACUGAAGACGGCAACCUUGACUUUGGCCGCAGUGGAGGCAUGAGUCUGGCCAAAAAGGUCAAGGCGUACGUCGCUCGACUUAUGAAAGCUGCAGCUAGACGCAACACUUCUCUAUUUUCCAUGACCGAUCUGCUUGAAGUCGCCGAUAGUAUGGGACUUCAGGUGGACGACUUUCGAGAUUUCGUGGAAAUUCUACGCAAUGAAUGCUACUUGCUGAAGAGAGGUCCUGGACAGUUUAAAGUGCAAGUAUCAUCGUACAACAUGAUAAGUCCAAUGACAAAGUUUAAACUACGACGUGCAACUCUACUUGAUGUUAAGCUUCUCACGACGAGCCUUUAUCUGCUGGUCCACGAUUUCCUGUGGUCUCUCGGAAGAAAAGAGGUCGUGACCAGCCUUUUGUUCUAUGGAGACAAACGAGAAUAA